AUGGUUGCCGUGGAGAAGAGGCUUCAGGAGAGAUUAAAGGCAGCAGCUUCCAGAGAAGGGGAAGAUGUUCCCAGGGGCAGCCCUGAGGGUGAUGGGCAGGGGGGCUUCGGAGGAGAGGAGGGGUCCUUCAUUUGGGUGGAGAGAGUGACUCUCAGUGAGGAGUGGGAGGAGCUGCUGGGGGAAGGGUUGGAAGGGCCCGUGGUGGCAGGGAGGGAGGGAGGGAGUGAUGAGAGUCCGUUGGGGGCUCAGGGGGUUGUGACAGGAGGAGGCGAGGAGUUCUGGGAGGCAGAGAAGAGGAAAGCAGAAGAAUCCAUGGGCAUAGAAAGUGAGGAAAAGCCAGAGACAGAGAGGGAGGGAGUAGAGAUGUUGCCGGUGGUAGAGAAGAAAGGAGAGGAGUGGAAGUUGGAGCUGAAGAGCAGAGGAGGUGCAGAAAAGCUGGGGACAGAGAGGGAAGGAGUGGAGGAACAACUGGGGGUAGAGAGAAAAGAAGUUGAGGGAGAUUGGAGGGCAGAGAAGGAAGGAGAUGAGGAAGAGUGAGGGGCAGAGAAGGAGGGGGCAGAAGAACCACAGGGAAUAGAGAAGAAAGGAGGUGAGGAAAAGCUAGAGGCAAGUGAAGAACCAUUGCAGGCAGAGAGAAAGGGAGAGGAGGAACCACUGGAGGCAGAGAGAAGGGGAGGAGAGGAACCACUGGAGGCAGAGACGACCCAAGGGGCCAAGGAAGGUCUGAGUCUAGAACGACAGGAGUCCAGGGAAGGAAGUGAAUCAUGGGCAGAGGAGGCGAGUGAGGCAGGGACUCCCCUUGAGGCUAACACAGAGACACGGCCAGAGGAGGAAGGACCCCAGCCUCAGGAGAAGCUGGUAGGGGCCCUGGAGGAGGAAGGAGCGAAGCCCCAAACCGCUGCUGAGGGCCACGUCCCCUUGGGGGAUGCCACACCCCUUCUGGCUGAGACCCCAUCCCCAGAGCAGCAUGCUGAAUGCCAGCCACUGCUUUGGUGGGAGGGGCCCAGCACCAAUCCCAGUGCCCGCCCUGUGCCCACCUAUGCGCUUGCCGGGCAGCCUGAGGCAUCUGUCCCCACUGAGGGUGAAGAGGCCAGUGGCCCUAAGCAAAAGACCUGCCAGUGUUGUGCGGUCAUGUGAGCCCGUGCCCCUCCACCCCACGUCCAGCUCCUCUCUCAGCUACCUCAGCCUCUUGGCACCCAGAAGAGGAUCCCAGGCGCAGACAGGGCACCACAGGACUGGCCAUGGCACCUGGGAGCCACCUAGCCCGAACGUCCACCUACACCUGGGCUUCUGGACCCCUUGCCCAUUGCCUGUGACCCUGGCCUCCUUCUGCGAUGAAGCCUUUAUAUUUGAAAAUAAACAGUGAAAGCACUCAAAAAAAAAAAAAAAUUACAGUUGCCUGUAAUCCCAGCAUUUUGGGAGUCAGCGGCGGGAGGGUCACCUGAAGUCAGGAAUUCUAGACUGGCCUGGACAACAUGGUGAAACCCUGUCUCUACUUAAAAAAAUAAAAGAUAAAAAACUAGUCUGGUGUGGUGGCGCAUGCCUGUAAUCCCAGCUCCUUGGAAGGCUGAGGCAGGUGAAUCGCUUGAGCUCAGGAGGCAGAAGUUGCGGUGAGCUGAGAUCACACCACUGCACUCCAGCCUGGGUGGCAGAGCAAGAAUCUGUCUCCAAAAAAGAAAAAAAAAUUUGGUUUGAAUUUGUGCUCAGCAACUUUAUAUAUUUUACACCUAUAGCAACUCCUUCAGAUUGUUGUAAUAAAUGCAAUCCCCUAAAUAUUUGUGGUUCUGUGCAGACUCACCUGCUUUGCCUGACUUCACCUUUCUUGUAACAAAAUCCUGAUGGGAAGAAAGUUCACACAAACUAGACUACAUGAGAAAAACAACUACCUCCAUUUCUGUGUCUCCCUCUAUCUCUAGCAUGUCUAAUCUGUAUCCAUAUCAAAGAAAGUACUGAGAAUUUCAUGAGUAGAUUGGCUAAAGGUGUGCUUAUAUGAAAGGAUUUAAAGGCUCGCUUUUAUUUGGUCUCUCCAUCUCUUCAUUCUUCUUCCUUUUGUGUUUGGGCUUUACUGGCUCUUAAUGCAGCUGGAUUUCUCUAUGCAGCUCGAAAAGAUGAUGAUAAACAGUUGUGGCUCUCAUCAUUUUACCCCUCAUGAAUUCUGGGGAAGUUAAAGGCCAUGCCCUGCCCCAUGCCGUUUCCCAGAAUCCAAAAGUUAAAUCCCAGGGGAAUUCUCUGAUUGGGUUCACUAGGGCUACUCAUUGCUGAAACUGGAGUGGGAAGACAACUUGAGUGCCAAUCCCAUCAGAACCACGUAGGAAAGGAGAGGGGCAGUUCCUCCUUUAAAAGGGAGAUACAGGCAGGCAAAUAGGGCAGAUGGCUGCUAUAAGGGUAUAGAAGUAUAUUGCAAUGUAAAAUAUACAUGAAAAAAUGUACAAUCCAACAGGUAAUCAACAAAUAGCAAAAUAAAGAAGGUGAUGUUCUUCACUCAUCAGACUGAGUAAUAAUAGAUAAAUGAUAACGUGAUGGAGGGAAAUAGAAACUCUGACUUUCUGUUUUAUAAGAUUUUUCUUUGUCAGGCAUGGUGGCUCAUGCCUGUAGUCCAGCACUUUGGGAGGCUGAGGUGGGCAGAUGAUGAAACCCAGUCUCUACUAACAAUACAAAAAUUAGCCGGGCAUGGUGGUGGGUGCCUGUAGUCCCAGCUACUCGGGAGGCUGAGGCAGGAGAAUCACUUGAACUUGGGAGGCAGAGGUUGCAGUGAGCCGAGAUUGCACCACUGGACUCCAGCCUGGGUGACAGAGUGAGACACCAUCUCAAAAAAAAAAAAAAAUUUUUUUUCUUGAGAAAAUAAUGGUGUUAUAAAUAAUAUUUAAUAUAAGAAAAAUUUUAAUUGUUAUGUGAAAUCUGGACAUAGACUGUACAAUAAGUCUAAGUCUUUAUAAUGUUUUUAGCAAAAAUAGUGUAUGUAUGUAUGUAUAUGUAUAUAUAUUCACUGAAUAUCCAUAUUCAGUGUUAGUAGAAUUGCAUCUCCUACUGGUGGGGUUAUAGAUGGUUUUAUUUUAAUUUUCUCCAUGCUUUGAUACAUUCCCUCAUUAUCAGUGAAUGUUUAUAAUUGUGUUUCUUUUUAAUUUUAAGAUGUUAAAAAUAUAGUACACAAUAGAGAAUAUAACAAAUACGCAUGUACUCACAACCUAUAUUAGCAAUUAUCAUGUUGUUAUAUUUGUUUCAAGUCCUUUUUUAAGAAAAAGAAAUAGUCCCUUUAACCCACCAUCCUUAGCACUAUUCUCUUUACUUCUGUAAAGCUAACCACUGUGAUUAAUUAGGAAAAUAAACUGCCAAACUAUUUCCAUAUAUUUGUAUAAGUUGCUUUAUUGUAUUCAUUUUAUAAUUAGAAAAAUAGCAUGUCAAUAUGCUGCUGGAACAAAGCCCCCACAUUUCAGUGGCUUACAGCAAAAAAAGUUUGUUUCCUGACACUGUUCAUAAUUCCUAUCAUUGGUACAGAUGUUUUCCUAAUAUUUAUGUUUCUUUGAUCCUUUCAAAGGGAACACAGGAAGGUGGGUGUGCAGUACAUAGGCUUAAAUGAUUACUUUCAAAUGAUUACUCUAUAUCAUAAGCUGCUAAUUUGAGCCUAUUGCUUUUUUAAAAUAGUGUGAUUUAUUACCACAUUCUAGCUUCUUCAAAUGGUUCUGAUACAUCCAUGAGAUUGUGCCAGGACCAGGUAAUUGCCUUUCAAUAGGUUUUAACAACUGUCUACUAAAUUCGUUUAGAUUAGCUUUUAUUCCUUUACAUCUCAGCCCUCAAUAUUCUCAAGAUGCCCUUGUUUGACUACCUAUUUUGGAUAAGCUUAUCUGGUUCAGUCUUGGAAAUCAGCUUUGUGCACCACAUUCCAUAUACAGCUUUCAACCUCAUUCCCUUUGGGUAGGAACACAGCAGAUGCUCAGUUACUAUUUGUUGAAAGCGAUUGUUGAAAGGCAUGAUCCUCUUUCUCCAUGCCAACUGUCCAAGACUGGCUGGCCAGGGCUGCUUCUCGCAAGGUUUCCCAGUCAAGGGAGGAGAGGAAAUGGUGAAACUCAAUCCCAAGCUUGAUUUUAGUCUUAAAUAAUAUAUUGCUAUUUAAAAUUAUGUGUGCAGUACUCUGUAACUUAACAAGUAUCUCUUUUACACAGGAAAAAUAGCAGGCACCCAGAGAGUACAGUUCUCUGUGUGAUGGAAUGGAUGAAGUCCUGCUUCCUCUCUGGACUUCUUUUAAAGCCAGAAAUAAAAUCCAUGUUUAUAAGUCACUCAUUUUGUUAUGUCUGAAGCGAGGAGUUCUGUAUGACCAACUUUGGGUGGGACUUGUCCAGAUUUGUCCUUUGAACACAGAGCUGUCCAUUUUUGGCUUCAAUCCGUCUACCUUCUCAUUCCAAAGCAGGGUUUCUGAAUCUGGUACCCUCAGCUCUGCAACCCUCCCACUGCCCACAUCCCAAGGGAAUGCAGUUCUAGGUCCUGCUGAAUUUUGGCUAGGUUUCUUCACUUGUCUCAGACCUGUAUCAUAAAUUCAGGAUUUCUGUUUGGCUGGCAACUUUGCUUCUCUCCUCUGUUCUCACCUCUCCAUUUUCUUGUUCUAUUUAUUGCUAACCAGCACUACAUUUCUACCACAUUUCAGCAAGUAAAAUAGCAGCUUUCCUGAAUUCUCAUAAAGAGAAAGGGAACAUUGCAAUUGAACACUCUGUGACUCUAAUUGAAAAUUAUUCAAAAAGGUUGUUUUCAAAAUCCAUUAAAGGAUACUUUUCAAACAUCAUUUCUGAAAUUCAGCAUUUCAACCUUAGAUUUGAGAACUCUUCUCUAGUCUAAUGUGGAUGAAUUUGUGGGGAAAAGAAUAAGCUAAUGAAGCCUCUCUACUCUGUGAAAAGUGAUUGUGAUAAUGUAUUCAGUUUCCCAUAAUGUUAGAAAGGCACAGCAAAUUACUGCAGCUGCUCCAUCGAUGGUGGUUUUGUUUUUCCUAAUUAGUAGCUUCUUUUGUAUUCUCCCCAGAACACAUGUGACUCUCAUGAACUUUUUUGUUGUCAUAUUCCUCAAGUUGUGAGGUAUUACAGGUAGAUGUGAAGUUAUUUUUACUGUGGCACAAGCUCUGGAUAAAUUAACACACAUUUUAAAAGAUUGGUAGGGACAAAAUGGAUGUGUUCUGCAGUAUCCAAGUUUAGCUCUUGUAUUGCCCAAAUUAGAAGCUUUAAUCAAAAACAUAAUAGGCUUUUGUGUAUUUUGCGCAUGAACAUAUGCCUGAGCCAAAAGAAAGAAGUGCAAAAGAACCCUCGAUUUUGUUAUUGGGGGCUUGGUUGCUGAAGCAAAUGGAUCUGGAAAGAAGCAGUGUGUAUUGUGUUUUAUCUGUGAACCAUAUGGGUUGCAUGUAGCUAUGGUGUGCAGAGGAGCACCACGGGAAACACAGAUCCACCAUGUUGAGACUCUGGGUAGAGAAGGUUUAUAUGAGGUUCUGUCUGUAGCUUCCUGCCUACUAUAACUCUCACCAAUCAGAUAAACUUAAGAGAAAUUAACUUUUGGAAUUAUGUAACAAAUGUCCUUGAAAAGCAUGUUUGAAAAUUAAAAGCACAGUUGUGCAUGACAGAUUUAAUUAUUCCAAAUUUGGGCAUUGACUCCAUUGUUUCAAACCCUGCUUCUGCCUUUGGGUGAACCAGUACUUUGUAGAUCUGAAUGUUGAGAUUUACCUAACAUUAAUUUGUGGGUGCUGAGUGAGCCUCCUCUUACUAAGAGAUAGUUGUCAAGACCAAUUUUGGUGGCUAUGUAAAAAUCACAAUUUACAAAGCUACUGAAAAACUCAACUGUCUCUCUGCUUUCCAGGAUAUAACUGCUUCAGUAUGUAACUGAUAUUCCAAAGUCAGAAUUAGGCAAUUUUGACUUGGGGACAAAAAUGUAAAUUCUUUUGACUCAAGUUUUUUUUAUUUAUAAAGAAAGAAAGAAAAAAAGAACUCAGGCUCUGAUGACAUCAGACAGACAGAUCUAAGUUUGAGUUGGCACUACUCGGUGGCAUUUUGCCCCUGCCCUAGAGAUCCCAACUUUGCAGUUUCCCAGCUGUUUGACUUGGAGGAAAUAACUUUUUGAAGGUUCAGAGUUUUUCUCAUUUGCAAAAUGGGAAUAUCAAUACUGUCUACCUCUGAGAGUAGUGGUAAGCAUGAGAUAAAUUAUGUAAACUGUGAGGCACAGUGCUUGGCCCAUAUUAAAGAUACAGAAAUAUUAGUCUUCUAUAAAGAAAAAAAUAUAAUGACUGAUAUGGUUAGGCUUUGUGUCCCCACCCAAAUCUCAUUUUGAAUUAUAAUCUCUAUAAUCCCCGUAAUUCCCAUAUGUCAAUGGAGAGAGCAGGUGGAGGUCAUUGAAUCAUGGGGGCAGUUCCCCAUGCUGUUCUCAUGAUAGUGAGUGAGUUCUAAUGGGAUCUGAUGCUUUUAUAAGGGGCUCUUCCCCCUUUGUUUGGCACUUCUCCUUCCCACCGCCUUGCAAAGGAGGUGUCUUGCUUCCUCUUUCCUUUCCACCAUGAUUGUAAGUUUCCUGAGGCCUCACCAACUGUGCUGAGCUGUGAUUCAACUAAAUCUCUUUCCUUUGUAAAUUACUCAGUCUCGGGCAGUUCUUUAUAGCUGUAUAAAAUGAACUAAUAGAGUAAAUUAGUACAAAGUGAGUGGGGUGCAGCUAACAAGAUAUCUGAAAAUGUGGAAGUGACUUUGGAACUGGGUAACCUGUUGGCAGAGGUUGGAACAAUUUGGAGAGCACAGAAGCAGAAGGAAGGUAUGGGAAAGUUUGGAACUUCCUAGAGACUUGUUGAAUGACUUUGGCCAAAAUGCUAAUAGUGAUAUAAACAAUGAAAUCCAGUCUGAGGUGUUCUCAGAUGGAGAUGAGGAACUUGUUUGGAACUAGAAUAAAGGUGACCCUUGCUGUGCUUUAGCAAAGAGACUGGUGGCAUUUUCACCCUGCCGUAGAAAUCUGUGGAACUUUGAACUGGAGAGAGAUGAUUUAGGAUACCUGGGGGAAGAAAUUUCUAAGCAGCAAAGCAUUCAAGAGGUGACUUGGAUGCUCUUAAAAACAUUCAGUUUUAUACACUUACAAAGCGAUGGUUUGGAAUUGAAACAUGUUUAAAAGGGAAGCAGAGCAUGAAAAUUUGAAAAAUUUGCUGCUUGACAAUGCAAUAGAAAAGAAAAACCUAUUUUCUGAGGAGAAAUUCAAGCCAGCUCUGGAAAUUUGCAUAAGUAAUGAGGAAUCAAAUUUUCCCAAGACACUGGGGAGAAUGUCUCCAGAAUAUGUCAGAGGUCUUAACAGCAGCUCUUCCCAUCAUAGGCUUGGAGGCCUAGGAGAAAAAAAAAUGUUUUAAUGGGCCAAGCCAAGGGCCUUGCUGCUUUGUGCAUUCUUGGGACUUGGUGCCCUGUGUCUCAGCUGUGAUUAAAAGGGACCAACAUAGAGCUCAAGCUGUUGCUUCAAGGAUGCAAGCCCUAAGCUUUGGAAGCUUACACAUGGUAUUGGGCCUGUGGGUGCACAGAAGCCAAUACUUUAGGUUUGGGAACCUCUGCUUAUAUUUCAGAGGAUAUAUGGAACACCUGGAUAUCCAGACAGAAGUUUGCUGCAGGGGUGGAACCCUCAUGGAGAAACUCUUCUAGGACAGUAGAGGAGGGAAAUGUGGGGUCAAAGCAGUCCCUACUGGGGAGCUUCCUAGUGGAGCUGUGAGAAGAGGGCCACUGUCCUCCAGACCUCAGAAUGGUAGAUCCACUGACAGCUUGUACUAUGUGCCCAGAAAAGCCACAGAUACUUAAUGCCAGGCUGUGAAAGCAGCUGGGAGGGGUGCUAUACCCUACAAAAUCACAGGGGUGGAGCUGCCCAAGUACAUGGGAGCCUACCCUCUUGCAUCAGCAUGACCUGGAUGUGAGACAUAGAGCCAAAGGAGGUCAUU
Messenger RNA from Callithrix jacchus (white-tufted-ear marmoset), 7918 nucleotides. Lineage: Eukaryota; Metazoa; Chordata; Mammalia; Primates; Cebidae. The record is from RefSeq and is a predicted model, not a curated record.